Cataglyphis hispanica is the source of this 1212-nucleotide messenger RNA. RefSeq names its product odorant receptor 13a-like. NCBI's taxonomy places the organism in Eukaryota, Metazoa, Arthropoda, Insecta, Hymenoptera, Formicidae. Gene Ontology annotation, molecular function: odorant binding; olfactory receptor activity. Gene Ontology annotation, cellular component: plasma membrane. The transcript is spliced from 10 exons. Gene Ontology annotation, biological process: sensory perception of smell; detection of chemical stimulus involved in sensory perception of smell. The coding region runs from base 1 to 1212 and encodes 403 amino acids. The record is from RefSeq and is a predicted model, not a curated record.
AUGGAAACUCAAAUCAUUUCUCCAAAAGUGAAACAUAAAAUGGAUUAUUAUGAUAUCAAUAGAAGAUUUUUGUCGAUAAUUGGUCAGUGGCCUUAUCAGAAGCCAAAAGCGAGACUAUUUUAUUUGAUUUUCGCACUCAUGUUUUUGUUUACUUCUCUCAUUACACAGAUGGCAUAUAUGUUUCGAUGCAAAGACAUGGAAUGUAUUCUUCAAACUUUACCUAUAUAUUUUUUGAAAUUCAAUACUGUGGUGAAAGUGCUCACAUAUCGAUUGAAAAGUAAGAAAAUUAAAGAUCUCACUGAUCACUUAUUCGCAGACUGGAAUAUUCUCGAGACUCGAAAGGAAGAACGUAAAAUUCUGGAAAAAUAUACUGAGAGAGGCAGGCGAUACGUAUUGAUAUAUUCCACGUACUUGUACAUAACUGCUAUUUCAUAUGCAAUAACUUCUCUCUCGCCACGCAUUAUGGAUGCAGUCUUUCCUUUAAAUACUUCACGUCCAAUAAUAUUAAUAUGGCAUGCGUACUAUUUCGUUGAUGAAGAGAAAUAUUACUAUUACAUUUAUUGCGAUAUGCUAAUGAUCCUUAUGGUGUGUCUAGCUGCAUUAAUCGCGCAUGAUACUAUGUUUUUUAUUUACGUUGAACACGCUUGCGGUCUUUUCGCAAUAAUUGGAUUUAGAUUUACACAUUUGAUAUAUAAACGUGAUAUUGCGGAAAAGAGCCAGAUUGAUUGUCCGAACGAUCGAACGAUAUAUUACGAACAUAUUAUACUUUCAAUCCAUGCACAUCGAAGAGCUCUGCAGUUUGCGAAACUUAUUGAAAAUGUUUAUUCGAAGUCAUUUGCUAUUCAACUUAUAAUAAAUACGAUUACUGUUAGCGUUAGUUUACUUCAACUGUCGACGCAUCUGAACGAUAUGACGGAAGUAAUGAGAUACCUCAUCUAUAUUAUCGCACAAUUAUUCCACUUGUUUUGCUUCAGUUUCCAAGGACAAAAAUUGAUAAAUCAUAGUCUGGAAAUUCGCAAUGAAAUUUAUAACGGUGCAUGGUACAAAAUGUCCGUAAGAGAGCAAAAACUGCUCUUGCUGGUGAUGAGAGAAAGCAUCGAAGCUAGUACUGUGACUGCCUGCAAGAUAUAUAUAUUUUCCUUGCAGAAUUUCACAAUGGUUCUACAAAGUGCGAUGUCGUACUUUAUGAUGCUUGCAUCCUUCAGUGAAUGA